Hemicordylus capensis (graceful crag lizard) is the source of this 927-nucleotide messenger RNA. RefSeq lists its product as uncharacterized. The record is from RefSeq and is a predicted model, not a curated record. The transcript is spliced from 9 exons. NCBI's taxonomy places the organism in Eukaryota, Metazoa, Chordata, Lepidosauria, Squamata, Cordylidae. The coding region runs from base 48 to 803 and encodes 251 amino acids.
CGUCCGUUAUUGACGGUAUUAAGGAUGCCAAGUCCUGUGAAAGUGAGAUGCUGUCGUAUGAAAAAGACAAGGCUGUGGACGCCGUACUGGAGAGUGAGAUGUGGCAGAGAAUGGAAGAGGAUGACCAAGCGCAGGCUCAGUCAAAACCUGACUGCCAAAAGUUGCGAAGAGUCUGCAGAUGCUGCAGAAAGUUCUUUAAGACCUCCCCAAGCAGUGACUCCGAAAAGGGCAAGCCCCCCAGAGGGAGGUUCUGGCCACGAAGCAAGCGGGUUGAGCCGACUCCAGCGCCACCUCCAACUCCCUCAGGGGGCACCCCGACAGUCUCGGGAGUCACCAUCGGUUUGACAACUAUCCAGGAGAAAGUGGACAGAGCUGAGGUCAUCUUCAGCUGGACCCAGUUCCUGUCCGCAGUAAUAGAAGACGUCAAAGACAUCAGGUCGCAGGGUGGUCAGCUUCUGACCUAUGAUAAGGAUGAGGCUGUGCAAGCCGUACUGGAAAUUAUGGAGGAUGUCAAAAAGCAUCCGGACCCUGGGUUCCUGCUGCGGUUAAGCCUGGAUGCCGUCACGGAACUCACCAAAAUGAAGCCGCCUAUGCCCUUCAAUCUCAAGGCAGCAGUCCUCAAUGUGGCGGUGUCCGGGCUGAACCAAGUGGACCCAGGGACCCAGGAGAACAUGGCAUCCUUUAAGAAGAUGCUCAGGGGGCUGCUGGAGGAGGCCCCCUCUGUCUACAGCACCAUUGGCAUCUUGAAGGAGCUCCACAGGUAUAUUGAAUCAGAGGAGCCCCGGCUGCAGGCUCUGGGCUGAGAAGCCUACGUCUACGUCCUGCAGCAUGUGGCCAGACUGCCCAAUGUGGAACUGACCACACACAAGGCUCUCUUGCGCAUUGAAGAUGACUUGACUCAUCAUUUGAUUGAAAGCACCAUCAAAG